CCCAAAGCUCAGUGACAUGGCAUGCAGGCAGCUGCACAAUGCAAGGAGCACUCAAAGCACAUGAAGACUCAGCCCCUGUGAAGCUGAGGUACGUGGCAUCUAAGUCCCCACUCCCUAUUUUUUUCCCCUUUCAGAGACGGGUACCACGUCACUCCUUUUUCCUGUUUUCUGAAAACUUAUCCAUCCCCUAACAUUUCUCAGUGUCACAGUCAGUUAUCUUCAGUCCUGCCAGUCUAGUCACAUUUUCCUUCAUCCUGCCUAAGCAUACUCCUCUGUCACUCCUGCCAGCAGCAUUUAAUGGUGUGACAGCAGACACUCUCCUCAGCACAGGCCGAGAGAAGGAAUACACGGAGCAUCUGAGUUUUGGCAUCUCCUGCUGCCCCGUGUCAGCGGGACCAUGGGCCACAUGGACUGUUCAGCAUCCUCCUACUGACACCUUCAUUUUCUUGUGAUCCUCCAUGGGUUUUUUUGCUAGUUACAUCUCAUCUCAUCCUCAUCUCAUCUAUCUCAUCUCAUCUCAUCUCAUCUCAUCUCAUCUCAUCUCAUCUCAUCUCAUCUCAUCUCAUCUCAUCUCAUCUUGUCCUUUGGCUUUCCUGAUUAUUUUUGCUAUUAUUUUAUGUUCAUCCUAGGCUUUUGACCUAGUUUCAACUUUUUUGCACUUCCUUCUGAAGUUCCAGGUCAUUAUCUGGACUACUGCCUUUCACUCAGUGCUGGGGUACUGGUCCUUUGUGCCCUCUGGCUUCAUUAAAGCCCUGCCAGGUUUUCAGAAUGCAUUUUGUUAGACCUGACCUCCAGCUCCCUGAAUUCACUUUGAAUUGCUUCCCACUCUCACACUCCCAGUUGCUUCCUCUGAUGUACGGGGGAAGGUCUGGGGGAGCCCCCCCCGGGGGCUGCUCCCUGUGUGCUUCCAGCCCAAAGCCCCUGGGUGCCCAAGCUCCAUCCUGCACCAGCAGCCACAUCCCGGUGCCACCAACCGCAGGGGACAUCAGGCUGCGCGGAGCUGCAGCGAGCCUUCAGUGAGGGGACAAGGACAGUGCCCCUGGGCAGCACCUUUCUGUCCCUUUUCUUUCCCAAGUGUGGACACAGUGUAUCUGGUACUGAGUGCUGCUGUCCAGAGGGCAGAACCAGCUGUACCGAGGGCAAGCCCAGCAACUUUUUCCUCUUCUGUUUGUUCGUGAUGAGCUGCACCCUCUAAUUCCUAGGCUGGUCCCUAUUUACUCUACAGAGUGUGCUGUGGCAGUUGGGUCAGCAUUUCAGGUGUCCACAAAGUCCUCCUCUGCAGCCAUCUGUGCCCGUGUCACGGACUAUAGCACCCAGUCUUGCAGGAUCUAGGGCCAGUGCUCCAUCUCUUCCCACCCCAGGGUGUGGGAUGGGGCCUCUGGCGGGUCUGGGAGCUGAGAGCUCUUUGCAGGAUGUGACAGCACAGAAGGAGUCAGCCUCUUUUCCCAGGUAGCAGCAAUAGGACAAGAGGUGACAGCCUUAAGUUGCACCAGGAGAGGUUCGGGUUGGAUAUUCGGAACAAUUUCUUCACGGAAAGAGCAGUCGGGCACUGGCACAGGCUGCCCAGGCUGUGGUGGAGUCACCGUCCCUGAAGGUGUUCAAGAACCGUGGAGAUGUGCCACUGAGGGACGUGGUCAGCGGGCACGGUGGGGGUGGGCCGGGGUUGGACCUGGGGAUCUUGGAGGGCUUCUCCAACCUCAGCGAUUCUGGGAUUCUACGAUUCUACGAAGAGCCAGGCGCUGCAGGGCUGCUCUCCCGGCUCCGUCGGGCGCGGUGAUCUGCCGGCCGCAUUCCCGCAGCCUCAGCCCGGCUCUGUUCGGGACGGCGCUGCUCCCAGCCCGGCCCCACGCACCCUCAGCAUCCAGAGAGGCAGCCGGCGGGACCAGCCGCGGGGACACGGCAGCUGAGGGCGCAGGCUGCAGCCGCGACGAAGCAUCGGCCCGAGGGUCCGCCCGGAGCCCCGCCGGGCGGGAUGCGCCGCUAGCACCGCAACGGGGAGCGGGGCACUCGCACACGGCGCUGGUGUUAGCGCGGAGCGUGCGUCACCGCGCGGGGAAAGUACAGAGCGCUCGCAGCCGCAGGCACACACGCGCUGAGGCUCUCUGCGCACACGCGCGCCCACGUACGCGCCGUCCACGCGCACUGCGCCUCUCGGCCCCUCCCGCGCGUCCCCGACACGUGCGCGCCCCGCCCCGCCCCGCCCCGCCUCUCUACCCAGGAGCGGCGGCGGAAGCGCGGGGAGCGGCGGCGCGGGAUGGAGCCGCCGGCCAAGGAAGGGCCGCUCUUCGUGCAGCACAGCAACAAGUUCGGCACCAAGCGAUGGAAGCGGGGCUGGUUCGCGCUGUUCCCGGCCAGCCAGCACGGCGUCGCCCGCUUGGAGUUCUUCGAUUGCAAAGAGGCGGCGGGACCGGGCGGGCGGCUGGGGACGCGGCGCCUGGACAAGACGGUGGUGCGCCUGGCGGACUGCACCAGCGUGGCCCCCGCGCCCAACGAGAGCGGCCCCCGAGCCGGCACCGCCGCCUUCCGCCUGGAGACCAGCGGCCGCAGCUACCUCCUGGCGGCCGAGCAGCAGCAGCAAAGCGAGGAGUGGGUGGCCAAGCUGUGCGAGAUCGCCUUCCCGGGGAAUGGCCCCAGAAAUGCUGCGGUCCAGCGUGGUGGAGAGGGCAGCGCGGAGGCACCAGUCCUGGAGAUGGCCGUGAACUCAAUCUACUAUUCGAGAGAUGAAGUGAAUGCCUUCUGGGUGACCGUGCAGCGGACUGAGGCUGCAGAGCGGUGUGAGCUGCGCGGUUCCUACGUGCUCAAGGCUGAGCGUGACAGCCUCAUCCUGAAGGACCCACGGACCAACGAGACCCUCUACGUCUGGCCCUAUCGGCUGCUCCGGAGAUACGGCCGGGACAAGGUGAUGUUUUCCUUUGAAGCUGGCAGGCGCUGUGAUUCUGGACCGGGGAACUUCACCUUCGAGACCAAGCAGGGCAAUGAGAUCUUCCGCUUGGUGGAAGCCUCCAUCCGGGAACAGAAAGCUCAGGUGGAGGAGAACCAGCAGAGCUGCGACUCGCUGGAAUCUGACAGCCCCAGUGUGGUGCUGAUCCGCCAGGCCCUGGCUGACUCAUUGAGCCUGGAGCUGCCCACAGAAGAGGAUGAUGCUGCAGCACCCAAGGCAGGGCUGGCACCCUGGCCUUCUGCUGCAGCAGAGGAGAGAGAUGCGAUAUCACUGUUGAAGACUCGGAUGCUGCCAGAGCCACCUGUGCCGCAGGCCAAGCCCCCCGUCACCAGCACCCCUCCACGCUCCCCUCUGCCCAAGGUGCCGCGGGCUGUCCUGCCAGACAAGGAUCCCUCCAGCCUCUACUCAGAGCCUCUGGACUCGGUGAAGAGCUUCCGACCCUGGCCGGACCCGCUGUAUGCAGACCCCAUUGACAGCAAGGCCGCGGGUGCUGUGGACGGGGUGAAGCUCCGGGUGCCGUUCUCAGGUACCUGUGAGCAGGUGCGGGCCGAGGGCUGCGGCCCAGUGCGGAAGGAGCACAUCUACGACGAGCCUGAGGGCUGCGCACCCCGCGUGCUGCCAGCCACCGCCAGCAUCUACGACGAGGCACGGCCCAUUGGUGAGGCCUGGCGCACGCAGGGCCACAACGGCAAGGGCGGCUACGAGUACCCUUACAACCCCAGUACUGAUGACUAUUCAGUUCCUACCUUCAAGGCCAAGGGCCCCAAGCCAGUGCCUGCCCCCAAGCCCCCGGCAAUGUUAAUCUACAAAUGUGCCGAAAGAAGUGAGGACCCUAGCAGGCGGCGAGGGAAUCUUGCUCCUGAGAAGGCGGCCAUCAAACCUGGCCUGAACAGCAGCAACAACAACAACACGGAGGUGCUGUACUGCCGGGUGAUGAAGCCCCAGAUUGGGCAGAGGAAGGAGCAGUGUGUGGAUGAGUAUAGCUUGUCGCCUGUCUAUGAGGACCUAGGAGAGAUAUAACGUGCUGCUGCUCUGCACCUGCGUGGGGGGACUUUGGGGCCCAAACCCAAGAAGGAGUGGCACAGGUGUCUGUGCUCCAUGGCCUGAUAUGGGGCUGGGCGCUGUGUGGGAUGGGGCAGAGCCGCUCCUACUCGUCAGCUCUGAGGGGCUGUGUCUCCUUGGGGCUGUCUUGCACACCCAGGGUCCGGGUGCUGCACUGGUGCCGGUGCUGCUUGGCUCCAGAGCCAGCCUGACUGACACCUAGUGGGGCACGAGGGUGGGCUCUGCACUGUGCCUGCUGCUUUGACUCCAGAGGCUUUGGCUGUGCUCUGCCUUCUUCUCUGGGCCAGCCACGGGGCUGAGAUGCUCACUGCAGUGCCUGGGGGGCUGCUUGCCUUCAGUCUCCAAAAGUAUUUUUAUACAAAAUUAUUUUGAUAUUAAAAUCUCUGUGUCUCGUGAUGAA
Numida meleagris (helmeted guineafowl) is the source of this 4403-nucleotide messenger RNA. RefSeq names its product docking protein 1 (gene DOK1). Gene Ontology annotation, cellular component: cytoplasm. Lineage: Eukaryota; Metazoa; Chordata; Aves; Galliformes; Numididae. The transcript is spliced from 5 exons. The coding region runs from base 2255 to 3961 and encodes 568 amino acids. Gene Ontology annotation, biological process: cell surface receptor protein tyrosine kinase signaling pathway; positive regulation of MAPK cascade. The record is from RefSeq and is a predicted model, not a curated record.